Molecule: messenger RNA, 897 nt
Organism: Puntigrus tetrazona (Sumatra barb)
Lineage: Eukaryota; Metazoa; Chordata; Actinopteri; Cypriniformes; Cyprinidae
Product: gastrula zinc finger protein XlCGF7.1-like
Exons: 4
Coding region: 1-897 (298 amino acids)
Biological process (GO): regulation of transcription by RNA polymerase II
Cellular component (GO): nucleus
Molecular function (GO): RNA polymerase II cis-regulatory region sequence-specific DNA binding; DNA-binding transcription factor activity, RNA polymerase II-specific
Source: RefSeq, a predicted model, not a curated record
AUGGAGGAGAACUGCCAGCUCAGCACCUCCAUUAUCGGUGCCCCCACGUGGCUGAAGGAGGAGAGACAUCCUGUCGCUGAAAGAGGAGCCAAAGAAGGCAUUCUCCUGCCAACAUGCGGGAAGGGUUUCACGCGCAAAGAAAACUUCAAGACUCACGCAAGAGUCCACGCCGCGGAGAGAGCGUUCACCUGCCGACACUGUGGGCAAACGUUCAGCCGAAAAGACAGCCUUGAUGCGCACAUGAGAAUUCACGGCGAAAGGAAGCCAUUCGCGUGUCGUCGCUGUGGAAAAAGUUUCACCUGGAAAAGCCACUUUGACGCGCACGCGAGAAUUCACACCGGAGAGAAACCGUAUGUCUGCCAGUUGUGCGGGAAGUCUUGUACGCGUAAGAACCAGCUCAAUAUCCACAUGAAGAUCCACAGCGGAGAGAAGCCGUUCAGGUGCGCCCGCUGCGGGAAGAGCUUCAGGUAUAAAUCCAAUCUGACAACUCAUGUGGGGGUUCACACCGGAGAGAAACCGUUCACGUGCGCUCAGUGCGGGAAGAGCUUCGCUUACAACAUAAGCCUUAGCAACCACGUGAAGACCCACUCCAGAGAAACACUCCAAUGCCACCUAUGCGAGCGGAGCUUCACGGACGCCGGUCGCCUGAAGAAUCACGUGAUGGCUCACGCCGGCGGAGAGGCCUUCGUGUGCCACCACUGCGGGAAGAGCUUUUCUAGGAAAGAUGUCCUCGGCAUCCACAUGAGGGUUCACACCGGAGAGAAGCCGUUCACCUGCCCGCAGUGGCGGGAAGGCAAGCUCUACGUUGGUCUGCCGACCGCCAUUAAACUCCAGAAGAAGGAGAAAACAGGACGUAGUGGUGCCAGCAAAUCACACAGCUUUGUGUUUUUGGGGUAA